AUGCAUCUCGGAAGUUACGUGCUCGGGUACAAAAUUGAUAAAGAGAAAUUAGCGCACACCAUGGGAGAACCUGGCGCGCCAUUGACCGAUGAAGUGGAACUUCAAAAGAUAUGUCAGAUACUCUACAGAAUGUUGCAUGAUACUCGCCAUCUUUACCCACUAGAAGUCGUCUUCGAGGACCGCCCGGAUCGGGACCCACAGGUCGUCGUGGUCGUUAUUUUGGACGAUGAAGAUAGCAAAGAGGAGCUUGAAGCAAAGUCGAUGGAGCCGUAUCAAACAUUGCCAGAAGAGCUCCGUGGCUUCGAGUUUGCACUCAGCGGACCGGCCAUCUUCAGAAAUUGUCCCAGGCCAGUGACUGAGGAGCAAAUGGAGGAGAUGCUUGAGAGAAUAAAGCAGCAGAAAUGGUGA
Psilocybe cubensis is the source of this 408-nucleotide messenger RNA. RefSeq lists its product as uncharacterized. The record is from RefSeq and is a predicted model, not a curated record. Lineage: Eukaryota; Fungi; Basidiomycota; Agaricomycetes; Agaricales; Agrocybaceae. The transcript has a single exon. The coding region runs from base 1 to 408 and encodes 135 amino acids.